AUGCCCCCAGUGCUGAGGGCCACCAAUUUGGCUACCCCCCUGGCGCUGAGCGCCUGCAGUAUCAUCAACCUUCUGGUGGUCAGUCCUCCCCAGGCACUGAGCACCCCCAGUAUCAUCAGCCUUCUGGCGGUCAGUCCUCCCAGGGCGCAUAUCCUCCUUAUCCCUCUCAUCCUGGCGCAUUCCCCAACUACUCUCAUGCACCUCCCCCCUCCGAGGCUCAACCAUAUCAUGCUCCCCCCCUCCGAGGCUCAACCAUAUCCGCUCCCCCCCUCCGAGGCUCAACCAUAUCACGCUCCCCCCUCCCAGUCGCAACCAUAUCACGCUCCCCCCUCCGAGUCACAACCAUAUCAUGCUCCCCCCUCCCAGUCGCAACCAUAUCACGCUCCCCCCUCCCAGUCGCAACCAUAUCACGCUCCCCCCUCCGACUCUCAACCAUAUCACGACAACAAUGGCUACGCUAGCGGACACGAUGACGACAUGGACAUGGACAUCCCAGACAUCCCACAGCCGCAGCCCCCUGCACAGAAUUAUUGGGAGCAGCCUGGUGUCACGAAUCUCAACAGCCCCCCCAAGCCCAGAACCAAAUGUCGCCUCCAUCAGUCGUCUCUAUCAUUGUCUCCCUCUCCCCCACCCCAGCCAGCAUUCAUGCUCCCACCGAAAUCGCAAACAUCUGACCACAAUAGUCAUGCCGCCUUCGACACAUCAACAAGACGUAAAACCUCCUCCAGCAAAUCUUCGCACUCUAGGACCGUGUCGAUGUCGUUGGCACCUGUAUCCACGUCCCCAACAUCGCUCUCAUUCUCCAAGGGAAAGGGGAGGCAGGACAACCUCAACAAGCUCAACAACGACAUUGAGAGCAUUCAGUCGGACCGCGUCACUCGGGAGGAGCUCAAGAACGAGCACCAUAUGGUGAAAUAUGACCUUGCACGCCAGAUUGUCAAUGGAUCAUUUGUUGUCUUCUAA
This is a messenger RNA of Suillus clintonianus, 963 nucleotides long. RefSeq lists its product as uncharacterized. The record is from RefSeq and is a predicted model, not a curated record. The transcript is spliced from 2 exons. NCBI's taxonomy places the organism in Eukaryota, Fungi, Basidiomycota, Agaricomycetes, Boletales, Suillaceae. Bases 1 to 963 code for a protein of 320 amino acids.